Messenger RNA from Protopterus annectens (West African lungfish), 2511 nucleotides. RefSeq names its product extracellular calcium-sensing receptor-like. The transcript is spliced from 6 exons. Bases 1 to 2511 code for a protein of 836 amino acids. Gene Ontology annotation, molecular function: G protein-coupled receptor activity. The record is from RefSeq and is a predicted model, not a curated record. Gene Ontology annotation, cellular component: membrane. Gene Ontology annotation, biological process: G protein-coupled receptor signaling pathway. Lineage: Eukaryota; Metazoa; Chordata; Ceratodontiformes; Protopteridae.
AUGAAUGAUUCUGUGGAAAUCAUGUUUAAGAAAAUCACAGAAUACUUUCAGAGUGGUGGCUUCAUCAAAGUAAGGCUUGAUCCAGUCCCAUAUCAGGAAAUGCUGACCCUUGUUUAUGCCAUUACUAAAAUUAAUGCUGAUCAUUCUCUCCUACCCAAUAUUACACUGGGAUUCAAAGUCUUGGACUCUUGCUACUCCGAGGCCUUUGCUGUGGAGAAUUCACUGCGUCUUUUGUCUGAGGGAGAAAUAGUAGUUCCAAAUUAUAGCUGUGGAAGGCAAAAGAAACUGCUGAUUGUUAUAGCAGAGGACUUCUCAACACUGACUGUGCCAAUAGCUAGGUUGCUGGGCAUCUAUAAAUUUCCACAGAUCAGUCAUGCCGCUGGGCUUCCACUUCUUAGUGAUAAGAUUCAGUUUCCAUCAUUCCUUCGUACUGCUGGAAGCCUGUAUCCCCAACAAUUUGGUCUUGCAGAGUUUGUGAAAUAUUUUGGAUGGACGUGGGUCGGAAUUUUAUAUGAAGAUAAUGACUUCAAUGCACCAGCAGCUGAACAGAUGAAAGAACUAUUAGCAGAGAUGAAUAUCUGUGCAGCAUUUUAUGAGGUCAUUCCAACAAACAUUGAAAGGCAGAAUAUUCUUUCCCUGGUGAAGGUAGUUGAGACAUCAUCUGCAGCUGUGAUCAUAAUUUUUUCCUAUGCUCCAGCUGUAGCAUUAAUAAUGGAAGAAAUGUAUACACAGAAUAUAACUAACAAACUUUGGAUAGCAAGUGCAAGUUGGGCAGAUGAUUCUAUAUUUUCAAAGAAAGAACUCUGGAAGAUAUUAAAUGGUACAAUAGGGUUUGCUGAACCAAGUAGAAAUAUUCCAGGGCUUAAAGACUUUCUUUACAGUAUCAGUCCUUUUCGAUAUCCACAGGAUAUUUAUAUGAAGGAUUUUUGGGAAACUGUAUUCUUCUGCAAGUGGGUAGAUAAUGAAACCAUGGCAGAUGCUCGUAGUGAAGAAAAAUCUGAUAAAAUGGAGUUUUGUACUGGAAAAGAAAAUGUGGAAUCACUUGAACAGAGUAUAUAUCCAGUUGACUAUUUCAAGUAUCAGUACAAUAUGUUAAAUACAGUGUUUGCAACAGCACAUGCAUUGUAUGACCUGCAGUCAUGCAGUCUUGGAGAAGGACCAUUCAGUAACAGGACAUGUGCAGACAAGAAACAGUUUCAGCCAUGGCAGUUUUUCCAUUAUGUAAAGAAUGUCCGAUUCAUAAACCAGUCUGGUAAGGAAGUAUACUUUGAUAAGAAUGGAGAUGUGCCAACUUUGUAUGAAAUAGUUAACUGGCAGCUAACAUCUCAAAAGUCUAUGAAAAGUGUAACAGUUGGCCGAUUUGGACUGCUGGAUAACCCAAACCAAGGGCUUAUAAUAAACUACAGUGCCAUCAUAUGGAGUGGAGGAUAUAGCCAGUUGAUCCUGAGAGUUGAAGUGAGAGACUUCUACCACCGGAUGUCAGUUUAUCAGCAGACUCUGACGAUGAUGGUGGGCAAACAGAGGCAAAGUUUGGGAGAUGCAGAGAUUGAACCUGACACUGAAUUUGACAUCAAGCCACCCCCAGUAAUUCCAUCAGACACAGCCAAUUCUGCUGCAUGUAUCAAGUGCCCAAUUGACUCCUGGCCAGAUGAGAGGAAGGUCGUGUGCAAUUUGAAAGUUAUGGAAUAUUUGUCCUUUGAAGAACCCCUGGGAGUGGCACUGACUAGUCUCACCAUUCUUCUCUCCAUCAUCCCUGCAUUUAUACUGUGGGCGUUUGUUAAACACCGAGACACGCCGAUAGUAAAGGCAAACAACCGCAGCCUCAGCUAUUUCCUACUUGUUUGCCUUGUUCUUUGUUUUCUCUGCUCCUUAAUGUUUAUUGGAAAACCACAGAUGACAACCUGUUUACUUCGGCAAUCUGCAUUCGGUGUUACAUUUGCUAUCUGUGUCUCUUCGAUCCUUGCAAAGACCAUCACUGUAGUUAUUGUAUUUGGAGCAAAAAGUCCAGGAAGUUUCCAGCAGAAAUGUCUGGGUUCUUGGACACCAAGUGCUAUUGGGUUACUCUGUGCAGUUGUACAGAUCAUAAUAUGCAUUGCUUGGCUUGCAUAUGCAUCACCUUUCCCAGAAGAAAACACACACUCCUUCACAUAUAAAAUAAUUAUACAAUGUAAUGAGGGCUCCAUUACUAUGUUUUAUUUUAUGCUUGGAUACCUUGGGUUUUUGGCAAGUAUAUGUUUUGCAGUGGCUUUUUUAGUACGGAAAUUACCGGACAGAUAUAAUGAGGCUAAAUUCAUCACAUUUAGCAUGCUGAUUUUUGUUAGUGUUUGGAUGUCAUUCAUACCGGCAUAUCUGAGCAGCAAAGGAAAGUAUCUUGUUACUGUGGAAAUAUUUGCAAUCCUAUCCUCAGGAUUUGGUUUACUAAGCUGUAUUUUCUUUCCAAAAUGCUAUAUAAUUUUACUGAGACCAAAUCAGAAUAUUAGAGAGUCUGUAGCAUGGAAGCACACUAAAUAG